This is a messenger RNA of Mycetomoellerius zeteki, 2472 nucleotides long. Its product is annotated as arrestin homolog. Bases 391 to 2097 code for a protein of 568 amino acids. Lineage: Eukaryota; Metazoa; Arthropoda; Insecta; Hymenoptera; Formicidae. Gene Ontology annotation, cellular component: cytoplasm. Gene Ontology annotation, biological process: G protein-coupled receptor internalization; signal transduction. Gene Ontology annotation, molecular function: G protein-coupled receptor binding. The transcript has 10 exons. The record is from RefSeq and is a predicted model, not a curated record.
GUAGCAGAACUUUAAUAGAACACGUGUAUAACGAUCAGUUAGGUAUACUAACAGAACCUUGACACGAGCCCUUUCAUCGAUUCGAGUGUUCAGGAUAUUCCUAUUUCCUGCCACGCGAAGAUCACCGAAAUCAGAUCUAAUUCUAUGAAGGAAAUUCAAAACGAACGGAAUGAUCCAGCGCGAAACUAUGCUCCGUGAAAACAGCAAAAAGCAAUUCUGAUAAAAAUGUGGUAUUACGUCGUUUGAGCAAAACACAAAUAAAAAGCUUCAGUCAAAGCCGUAGCGCGUGUAAGUGGUGUAUGUGAACGAAAUCAAGAGAGUGUGUGCGUGAUCGUGUAUUGCUUAUUGGGCCUCUGCUGUGGCCGUACUAAAACGAGAAAGGACGAAGAGAUGGCGGAAAACGGCAGUCAUGUCACACCAAGUGAAGCCAUCGUGGUUCAAUCCGACGACGAGGAGCAACGAAAAGAGCUGUAUCCUAACACGGUUCCCUCGGAUUUUCUUGUACAGGUGGAACGUAGGAACAUUACGGUGGACAACUGCGAUUCGAAAAACGAUAGGACGGAUGAGAAAGAAGACGAGAACAAUCAUCGGGUAGAGACAAAAUCGAAUCGAGCACAAGAAUUACAAAUACAGAUGCAACCGCAAAUACAGCAGACUGACACACGAGGUGACAGAAAAAUCGAUACGAGUCAGGAUCACAUAUCGGAUGCUGUAUUCAGUAGUCAAAGAGUAUAUAAGAAAUCCUCGCCGAAUAAUAAGUUGACACUUUACUUAGCUAGCAGAGAUAUUAUCGUCAGCGAAGCUAAGAACGACAACAAACUCCUAGGUGUCCUUUUGGUUGAUCCCGACUAUGUACGCGAUAAGAAGGUAUUCGGUCAGGUGACGUUGACUUUUCGUUACGGAAGAGAAGACGAAGAAGUAAUGGGCUUAAAAUUUUGUAAUGAAGCAAUGAUGUGUCUGGCUCAGCUGUAUCCAUUUUAUGUAGGAGCUCAUCAUUUGGAGACUAAGAGCCUACUCCAGGAAGCACUUAUCAAAAGACUAGGACCCAAUGCACAUGCGUUCACCAUAGAAAUUCCCUCAAUCGCUCCACCAUCUGUACAACUAGUACCAGCUAAGGAAUACAAUGGCCCGCCUAUAGGUAACAGCUACGACGUCAGAGUUUACGUUGCGGAACGGGCGGACGAACGCUUGCAUCGUAAAACCACCGUCAAGAUGGGCAUUCGGGUGAUCCAACGAGCCACGAAGCCGCCCUUACCCUCGACGACUAUGUACAGUGUACCUCUCUCGAGAGAGCCAUCGACUAGCUUGAGAAUUCAAGGAUCCAAAACAAGAGUGGCGUUAGCGGAAAAUGAGAUCAUUGAGGAUGAUGAGAACGUGGGACCACAUGCGGCAGUAGAAAAGCCAUUUUUAUUAAGUGAUGGUCGCGUUAGAUUGGAAGCAGGACUUGAUCAUGCGAUUUACGAACACGGAGAUUUAAUCAAUGUCCACGUCAAUGUUAGCAACAAUAGCAACAAAUCAAUAAGGAGAAUAAAGAUAAUCGUCGUACAACAUGUGGACGUCUGUAUGUUCAGUAACGGCAAGUUCAAGAAUGUUGUGGCGCUUGUGAGCUCGCAAGAGGACUGUCCUCGAGGUCCAGGUGGUAAUUUGCGAAAGAUUUAUACUCUCAGGCUUGUUAAGGGCACAACUAAAAAUUGGAUCGCAUUAGAGGACAGCUACGCGAAAACCGGAGCAAGUCUGGCAUCAACGGUUACUAAUCCUAGAAACGGACCUGAUGAUAGGAACGUUUAUACGAUUUACGUAUCUUAUUAUGUGAAGGUUAAACUGUUCAUCUCGGCGAUGGGUGGUGAAGUAUCUUUGAAGCUACCGUUCACGCUGAUGCACAGUGACAUAGAUGCAGAUCUCGUGGGAUUCCCGUCCCCUACUCGAGGGGUACCAAAAGAAUUUAAAAAAAGCACGAAUGAGAUCACAGAGAAAUCUGACAGCAGUAGUAGUCAUCAAAAUAAGGAGAAUAAGCUGGAAGCCAUUAAAGAACAGAAGGAGUCAAGAGUAAUUGACGUGGACCUGAUAGAGCACUGCGAGGAAAGCGACAGCACCUGAGAGCGGGUGCAACAAGACGAUGCGAUGUCGCGGCCGUCUGUCAGAGAAAGCAGUGAUACGAAAGUUAUCAAGAAUUCCAAUCACAAAGCUUGUAGACUUAGCGUCAGCAUUCAACGAGCUUGGUGUUGCUUUAGAAGGGCCUCUUAGUAAAUAGAAUUCUCGUAGCGUCAGUGACAAUUGAUAGCAUUUUGCUUUGCACCUUUGUUGUGAUUCUUCCUAUUUUCUCAUAGAGAAAUCUCGUGAUGAUUGUACAAAAUAAAAGAAAAGAAAACAAGAUAAUGUAUAGUGAAUCCUGUUAAUUGAAUAAGUCAUUAAAAUCAUUGUAUACACUGAAAAAAAUGCAUGUAAUUUUACAUAGAAAUUACAUGUCUAUGA